AUGUUUAUGCAGCUGGAAAGGCCUGUCGAAGAACAAAAAUGCGAAUUUGUUAAUGAGUUUGGGAGACUCUACUUGGUCGCUGGCGAAGAGAUGGUCUGGCAAACCUUCGGCAGGAACAUGACAGAGCUAAAGGACUUGAGCAAAGACGACAAUAUCACAAUGACCAAAGAAAUGUACAAUGAGCUGCUAAAAACUGUCAAAUCUGGUGCUGUCGACCAUGCUGACAUGAUUUCGGACGGGUGCACAAAUAAAUGGUCGUUUCUGAGCUCGUACUACUUUGUCGGCACAGUUGUCACAACUCUAGGAUAUGGAAAUGUGUAUCCAAGCACGAACCCAGGAAAGGUCUUCUGCAUCUGCUAUGCAAUGAUCGGAGUGCCGCUUUUUUAUUACAUCAUGAAGAGGACAUCGGAUUUCUUGCUCGAAAAGUUCAAAGAACUAGAACGCAAAGUCGCAAAAACAACUGCUCGUUUCGCUUCCGCCAUUGCCUUGCUUGUCUACGUCGUCGGCGGUUUCAUUUUUUGCUCGCUCAUUCCAGCCAGUAUUGAUGAAAUGCGUUUUUUUUCUUCACUAGCGGACUACAUUCGAUACAAGGAGCAACAUCGCCAGGACAGAGACGUCACCAACGAUCACGAGCAUAAUCAAAUUGGACAGAUAUAUUUCGAUUUCUACAGAGUAACGGGUAAAACAACCGAUUUAUCGAUACUUAUAAUUGACGUUGACAAGUGGCCAUCCCCGAGAAUCUUGGGCGGGGAUUGUCCAAAAAUUUAG
This is a messenger RNA of Oikopleura dioica, 768 nucleotides long. Lineage: Eukaryota; Metazoa; Chordata; Appendicularia; Copelata; Oikopleuridae. The record is from the annotation of a GenBank genome assembly.